AAGAAUUUGGCUGUGUUUUGACAGCAGUUUGUCACAGUGCACCUGCAGACAGACGCAGAGCACAAAGUGAGACAGCAAGUCGCGGAGGCUGCAGGGCUGCGCUCUUCCUCACCUUCUCUGCUGUGAACGUGUUAUUUCCAUCUGAGCUCACGCCUCCGCCCUCUCUGUCUCUCUCUGUCUCUCUUUCUCUCUCUCUCUCGCUUUCUUUCUAUCUUUUAUCUGAGGCAGUAGGGGCCACAGUGCGCUCUUCACUCACCCUACUUUCAAAGUCAUCUCUCUUCUGGAUAAAUGGAGACAACCUGAGCCUCUGUUUUGGAUUAAUGCUGAACCAACCGGUUUAAAGACAAAAACAAAACAAACCGUCGGACCUUGGCCAAGUUUUAUCUCCCUUUAGACAACUCCCCGCAUCUCAGGGUGUCCGAGAUGGAAAAUGGGACAUGUGAUGAGGUGGAGGUGCUGUGGGAGAAGGUGGAUUGCAAACGUUACGAACUGUGUCGCACCAUCUCCCCGGCGAAGCUCACCCCCUACCUGCGGCAGUGCAAAGUCCUGGACGAGCAGGACGAGGAUGAGAUCCUCAACUCCAUGCUGCUGGUCUCCAAAGCAAACCGCACAAGCCGUCUACUUGACAUCCUCCACACUAAAGGAGAGCGGGGGUAUGUGGUGUUUCUGGAAAGUCUUGAAUUUUACUACCCUGACCUGUACAAGCUGGUCACAGGGAAGGAUCCCACAAGACGCUUCUCCACCAUCGUAGUGGAGGAGGGUCACGAGGGUCUGACCCAGUUCCUGAUGAACGAGGUGAUGAAGCUGCAGCAGCAGUCCAAAGUGAAGACCCUGCAGCACGUUGAGCUCAGCAGGAAGAACUGCACCCUGGAGGACGAGCAGAAGAAGCUGCGACUGGCCAAUCAGGAGCUUCAGGCCUUCCAGCAGAGGAACAACAAGUUGAGGGAGGAACGAAACGCCUACAGUGACGAACUGUUGAGAGUGAAGGAUGAAAACUACAAACUGGCCAUGAGGUACGCCACGCUGAGCGAGGAGAAGAACAUGGCUGUGAUGAGGAGCCGAGACCUGCAGCUUGAGGUUGAUCAGUUGAAGCACAGACUGAACAAAGUGGAGGAAGAGUGUAAGAUGGAGAGGAAACAGAGUCUCAAGCUGAAGAACGACAUCGAGAACCGGCCCAAGAGAGAGCAGAUCUUUGAGCUGGAGAGAGAGAACGAAAUGCUCAAGAUCAAACUACAGGAGCUGCAGUCCAUCAUACAGCCUGGCCCACUACCUGCAUCAGACAAGGCCAUCCUUGACAUUUUGGAACAUGACAGACAGGAAGCACUAGAGGACAGACAGGAUCUGGUCAACCGCCUUUACAACCUCCACGAAGAAGUCCGACAGGCAGAGGAACUACGAGAUAAGUACCUGGAGGAGAAGGAGGAUCUAGAGCUGAAGUCCUCCACACUGCAGAAGGACUGUGAGAUGUAUCGCAACCGCAUGGAGACCAUCACCGCACAGUUAGAGGAGGUGGAGAAGGAGCGGGACCAGGUGAAAGCACACGGACAAACACGUUUUUCAAAGAUGAAUGUUUUGCUGCUGUCGUUUUCGUGGUUCAUUUCCCCUCCUAUUUUGUCGCAGGCGUUUCGAGCCAGAGACGACGCCCAGCACCAGUUCUCCCAGAGUCUCAUCGACAAAGACAAAUAUCGCAAACAGAUCAGAGAGCUGGAGGAGAAGAGCGAUGAGCUCCACAUCGAGAUUGUACGCAAAGAAGCCAAGCUGGUCACCCUGGAGUCUCGCCUACGACGGCUGUCCAAGGACAUCGUCUUGGACCAGCAGACUCUGCCGAGGGACCUGCCUCCCACCAUCGUCUCUCAGGCGGAGGACUUCAAACCCAUCCAGGUCCAAUCAGAGUGGUCCAGCGAUGAGUCGCCGGAGGAGAAGUUCCCAUCUGAUGAGCCUCGCCUCAAACGCAGACCCAACCUUAAAGCAGGGAUCAGAGUUAGGUCUCCAGUCUGUGUACCCAAAGACCUUCAUGUCAACUCAGAGGCCACUCAGUCCAGAGCUCUGUCAGUUAAUGGAGGAGAUUUUCCGGAAGUCCCGAUGCGAAACUUGCACAUCAAGAGCAUCUCCCUCCCUCCCUCCCCGAGCGUCCCGAUCUCCCCCACAUAUCCACCCUUCUCCGCUCCCAUCCUCUCCUCCUCCUCCCCGUCCCCCUCUUCACUCCCCAUGGGAGACCAGUCCAACAGGCCAAAUAUGCUGCGUUACCGUGGUGACAGCAUCCUGUCCACACUGCCUGAGCCGCCAGAGAAAGCAUCGCUCUACCGCAGAGAGAGGGAGAAGGAGCACGACUUCCGACCCCGCAGCCACUCUGACUUUGAUAGCGACAACAUGGAAAUGGAGUUUGAGGAUGAAGUGCAGCGUGGUCCGCCCUCUGUUCACUCAUCUUCAUCUUCCCAUCAGUCAGAAGGGAUGGACACCUACGACCUGGAGCAGGUCAACAACAUCUUCAGGAAACUCUCUCUGGAGCGGCCGUUCCGUCCGUCUCUGUCCUCCUUUUCCAGGAUCAGCUCUUCCCUGAAGCCGGUGCAGGAGCUGACGUUGCUAGGCGACAACCUGCUAAAGGACAUCACUCUGGUUGGCGGCAACGACAGCGGGAUUUUCAUCUCAGCCGUCCAGUCGGGCUCCAUCGCUGAGAAGGCGGGGCUACGAGAGGGCCACCACCUCCUGUUGCUCGAGGGAUGCAUACGUGAAGAGAACCAAAGCAUUUCAUUGGACACCAGCACUCAGGAGGAGGCCCACUGGACGCUGCAGCACUGCUCUGGACCAGUCAAGCUGCACUAUCGAGCCAACUUUGACUCUUACCGUCGUCUCCAGAGGGACAUUGCAGAGGGCCCACUGGUUUCUGGCGACUCCUUUCACAUACGAGUCAACCUCAACAUUUCCGGCCAAUCAGACAGCUGCUCCCUGAACGUGCACUGUGAUGAGGUCGUGCAUGUGCUGGACACCAAGCACCAGGGCCGCAGCGAGUGGCUGUGCGCUCGUGUUGACCCCUACAGCGGCUCCGACCUGCCCGAGCGAGGCACCAUACCCAGCAACUCACGGGCUCAGCAGCUGCUCCUGGUAAAGAUUCAGAAGUUAGUGUAUCGAGGGGGGAGAGAAGAGAAUGAAUCUCACCGCAACAGUAGAAUCAGUCUACAGCCAGAGGAGCCCAGCCCGUCUGCUGAUCCUAAAGCCAGCCCACGUUUGUCCAGAGCGAGCAUCUUCCUCACUCAGAUACUUCAGUUUGUCAGCAGGGUGGAUAUCAAAUACAAGCGAAUGAACAGCAAUGAGCGAGUGAGGAUCAUCAACUCAAGCAGCACAACACUACCCAGACAAGGUUUCGAGGCGCUUCGACCAGAGGAUGCUGCUGACCCGGACAGUGAGCUGAGCCGGAGUUUGAACCUGAUUCCCUACAGUAACGUCACCUCCCAGCGGGCCCUGAGGAAAAGGCCGGUCCUGUUCACUCCCACUGCUCUCGCCAAAACCAUUAUCCAGAAAAUGCUCAACAUGGGGGCAGCCAUGGAAUUCAAUACCUGCAAACCAGACACUCUGUCCAAAGAGGAGUUUCAUCUGAAGCAGAAUGUGGAGCCCUUCAUUCACUACAAAGAGAAACAAGCCACAUUUGAAUGCAUCACCCGAGAAAACAUAGAGGCCGUCGCUUCAAAGGGCAAACACUGCCUGCUGGAGGCUGAGCUGAGCUGCGUCAAAGACCUCCUGCGGAGGGAAAUCUACCCGAUCAUUAUCCACGUCAAGAUUUGUGAGAAGAAUGUCAAGAAGUUACGGAAGCUGCCUCUGCGCGUGGAGUCGGAGGAGGAGUUUGUGAAGACGUGUCGGGCAAAAAUGAAGGAGCUGGAGGGCAUUCCCUGCCUGUACGCCACGGUGGAACCGGAGGCCUGGGCAGGGACGGACGACCUCAUCAGGGUCAUCAAAGAGCGAAUACAGGAGGAGCAGAAGAAGAUGGUCUGGGUGGAGCAGGACCUCCUGUAGACACGCACAACAGCACCCGAGCACCAGAAAACACCCGUGUACAUCACGCUUCUGUGCAUAUAUAUUUAUGCUCAGACUCAAAAAUGCACUCACACAGCUUUAUUAAAGUAAAUGCAUUAUAUAUUUUGUAAAUGUGCGUCUAACUUUGAUUUAAAGUAAUAAAAACGUGUAAAACAUCAAAA
Messenger RNA from Plectropomus leopardus (leopard coralgrouper), 4190 nucleotides. NCBI's taxonomy places the organism in Eukaryota, Metazoa, Chordata, Actinopteri, Perciformes, Serranidae. The record is from RefSeq and is a predicted model, not a curated record.